This is a messenger RNA of Cyclopterus lumpus (lumpfish), 1172 nucleotides long. RefSeq names its product gene rich cluster, C10 gene (gene grcc10). Bases 178 to 546 code for a protein of 122 amino acids. Gene Ontology annotation, biological process: post-embryonic development. The transcript is spliced from 4 exons. NCBI's taxonomy places the organism in Eukaryota, Metazoa, Chordata, Actinopteri, Perciformes, Cyclopteridae. The record is from RefSeq and is a predicted model, not a curated record.
AUUUUACUUCCGCGUCUACCUGAAAGAAGGACGUGCUGUCGCAAAGCGCUGCCAAUUGUCGUAAAGGGCUUCAUUUCCCACCUACUUUUCACAGGGCUGCAACAAGCUAGUUUUUUUUCUCAUUUGUGCCGAGAUCAUAGAACUCUACAAUUUAUUGAUAAGCGGAUCAGUUCAGACAUGGCCUCAGCUCCAGCACAGCAGCCUACCCUCAAUGUUGAGCAGACCAGAGUGGUACUGAGUGAGGUGAUCCAGGCCUUCUCGGCACCAGAAAAUAUUGCAAGGAUGGAGGAGGCUCGAGAAAGUGCCUGCAACGACAUGGGCAAGAUGUUGCAGCUCGUGCUCCCUGUGGCCACCCAGAUUCAACAGGAGGUUAUCAAAGCUUAUGGCUUCAACAAUGAGGGAGAGGGUGUCCUAAAAUUUGCCAGAUUGGUGAAGAUGUAUGAAACCCAGGACCCUGAAAUUGCAGCAAUGUCAGUUAAACUUAAGUCUCUCCUCCUGCCACCACUGUCAACACCACCUAUAGGAGGUGCCAUUCCAGCUUCAUAGGACUUCUUUACCUUCAUUGGUCAAAUGCAAGGUUCCGUUCAUCUAAUUCUGUUUCAAUACGAACAUACUGUAAUUCCAAGAUCCUGUGUGUCAUAUACUCUUCCUGAGAAAUAAUGGGAACAUAUAAUUUCAAACUCAAUACAAUAACACGUUCCAACAAAGAUGAAACGUACUGUAGCUGCAUUAAGGUUUAAUUUAAAACAUCCUUGCAUAAUUUUGUUAAAUUAUUGCCUUUAAAAUGUUUCAGUAUUUAUUUGUUACAUUAUGACACUUCUCAUUGAACCUUAAACAUUUCCUUCAGUGCUAUCUUUUUGUAUUAAUUUUAAUUAUACGAUUUUUAUAUGCUGUCAAAUGUGUCAAAUGUCAUUCUUCUGUUAUAUAUUAAAAUGUUUUCUGUGAAUCUGUGUAUUUAUAGAGAAAGUGUGGGGGAAACAACUUCCAUGUACAUAACUUUAUUAUUGCAAUAAGGCAUUUGGCAACAUGAUUACCAUGUUUUUGAAAAAUAUUGAAGCGCUUACAGACACUUACAUUUCCUGACGGAUACUGUAGCGUUUAAGGUUAAAACAUCACCAUUCCAAAAAAUAAAAUCUGAGUUCAUGUCUGCCCCCUUGCUUUGUUUUGGGGGU